AUGCCGUACCCUGGCCUGCGUGUGCGGGUGCUGGGGUCUGUGGUGAUCAUCCAGCCACUGGAGAGUGCAGGGGAGCAGGCGCUGAGCCUGACAGUGGACUUGAAGAGCGGCCGAGUGGAGCUGGCACCCCAGGCGCCUAUCAAGAAUGACUGCCUGGUGGUGCUGGCGAUGGUGGGGGUGAUGUCACUGUCCUCUCAGGCAGCAGUGGCGCUCGUCACGGGGGCAGAGCAGGUUGCGACAGUGAGUGGCCACCCCAUUUUCCGAGUGACUCAGACAAAGGUGCUUGAAGCGGAGCGAAGGACAAGGGAUCCUGGUGAUGACAGGUACAUGGCUCUCCUGAAGGCGGCCCUGGACCCCGAGGCCCAUGGUCGCGGCCUGUACUUUUCGCUGGGCCUCAACCUCACCUUGUCUGCGGAGCACAGGGCCACAGGGUUGGCAGAUGGUGCCUCAGCUGAGAAGCAUAUGUAUGCAAAGGAGGAUGCGAGAUUCUUCUGGAACCGCAACCUGUGCACGAAGCUCAUAGAUGCGAAUGCCCAUGGGUUCAUAUACCCGCUUGUCCAAGGGUUUGUUGGUCAGCUGGACAGCCUCGUGUUCCGGAACAAGGAGCGGUACGCCUCUGCGUCGAUUACCCUGAUCGCAAGGAGGUCUGUUCAACGUGUGGGCACCAGACACUGGCGAAGGGGGGCUGACAAACAGGGAAAUGUGGCCAAUUUUGUUGAGACCGAGCAGCUUGUAGACUUUGACAACGGCAAGCACGUGGCCUCCCACGUCCAGAUUCGUGGUUCAAUCCCACUUCUUUGGACCCAGAUACCAAACAUCAAAUACAAGCCUCCCACAGAGAUGGCUGGUAGGAGCGCACACGCCAGCGUGUUCGAUCAACACAUGUCUCACCUUUUGGAGGUGUACAAGGUGAUUAUAUGUUUCCCAAUAUGGCGCUGUAUUUGA
This is a messenger RNA of Ostreobium quekettii, 945 nucleotides long. The record is from the annotation of a GenBank genome assembly. NCBI's taxonomy places the organism in Eukaryota, Viridiplantae, Chlorophyta, Ulvophyceae, Bryopsidales, Ostreobiaceae.